Molecule: messenger RNA, 2623 nt
Organism: Naegleria gruberi
Lineage: Eukaryota; Heterolobosea; Eutetramitea; Acrasida; Naegleriidae
Exons: 1
Coding region: 51-2534 (827 amino acids)
Source: RefSeq, a predicted model, not a curated record
AUCUCCCUGUUGCUUGAGUGGAAAGUAAUCAAAAAAGAAGGCUUUGAAAGAUGGGCAAUACAUCAUCGGUGGAUGUUUCAUCAAUGAAUGAUACUACAUUCAUAACUCUUCCUUCGAAUUAUGCAUCAGAUUUACCUCCGCAUCAACAAAGCCUCACAUCCUCAUCACUUUCUAAUAUAGAAUAUUCUAAACAAGAUUUGGAGAAUAUAAACAUUGUAAAAUCAAAGCUAUUACACUAUCUACAAGUAAAAGGACAAGAAAAUCAAGUUCCUGAUCAUGUUUUAAAUUUCAUCAUUGAACCACUUUCAGUUGAAAAUGAAUUAAAAGGUUCCUACUUAAAUUCUGAUUGGAAAAUUACAUCAAGAAUGGUUGAAAUUUAUGAAUUUAUGUGUUUUAAAUAUGUUCACAAUAGUCAUCACUGUAAAGAAGAGAAGGAUUAUAAAAAACUGUUGAGUGUGAUGAGAGCACAUUUGGCAACUGCUCAUGCCAAUUCAUUGAAUACUUUUGAUUUAAAUACUAGUACAAUAAGUAAUGCAUCAUCAAAUGCUAAUACUUCCAUUGCUGGAGGUAAUAGUUUGAAUAAUAGUUUGGUUGAUGAAUCUACAAGUCCUCCAACCAUUUCUUCCUCAAUUUCACCUCCGACUGGUCAUUCUGUUUCAGAGCAUCAACAGCAAUCACUACAGAGCAUAUCUCAUAAUGUGAGUAAUACUGUAGAAUCUGAAAGUGUUAUCAGUAGUGGUGGAGCCGCAGAAAGUGUUUCUACAGCUGGAAAUGUUUCAUCUCCAACUACAGAUAAGAAACUUGACCUUUCAUCCAAACGAAAAAGUCAAUCAUUUAGUGGAAUAUCACAACUUAAUUUAAAUGAAAUUCAAGAUAAUUUACAAAGUGGAAAAUCAUCUGAAAUUAAAAAGACAGCUGCCAGUUCAUCAUUUACUGAACAAUCUAGAAAAGUUUCUUCACCAAAAUCACCAAAAGAUGAAGCCGAUGAUAAGAAUGAUUCUACUGCAAGCAAAUUGAAGAGAACUCUUUCUAACUUGAAAAAAGUACCAAAACUUAAGCUUCCUGAACUUUCCUUUUCGAAAUCUCCAAAAUCAUCCCGUGCUAACAGUGUCAGUUCACCAAAAGAUAAUCACAGUAGCUCUGCUCUUUCAAUAACUUCCUCUGCAAGUACAUCCAAUUUAGAAACAUUGGAUAAGAGAGCAUCAAUGAGAAGUAUUCUCGUUGACACUAAAUCACUCAAUCAAUCAUCACAUAAUUCACAUCAACAAGAUAAUAGUGAACAUCACCAAACAAGUGAACAAGAUAAGGGUACAAAGAUUGGACUUCUUAAAAAGUUGGGUUCUUUCAAAAAGACAAAAUCUGGAAAUAACCUCAGCCAGAAUAAUUCUGUUUCGAACACACCUCUAGUGGAUCCUUUUGCUGAUGAAGUAACAUCAACAAUUACCACAGUUCCAGAUGUUGACAGAAUUUUAGCAAAUACAGAACAUGAUUUUGAUGAUAAAUUUAAGGCGCUCAAAUCUCAGUACAUUGAAGAGAGAAAACAAAAGAGAGAACAAUAUCACACUCACAAUUUGUGUUUCAACGACCAUGAAUUUAUGGAACAUGAAAAUUUUGAGCAUGCCAAAGCAAUAGAUGAUCUAUUGGCUAAACGAGUUUGUUCAGGUAGAGAAGAUGUUGUUAAGAAUGAAAUUGAUAUGAAACGACUCUUUUCUAAAAACGAUGAGCUGCCUUCUUAUAUUAAGGAAAAGCUCGAUAUUAUAUCACAUCAGAGAGAUUUAUCAAAUCAAUUGAUAGGUAUCAAAUUAUUGGUCAUUGACUGUUCAUGCAAACAAUCUAUUAUUCGAAUGCUUUCUCCUGUGAAGGAAACAUUAGAAUUCUCCAACAGUAAAACUAAAGGGUAUGAAUUGGGACUAGUGGUUGGACCUUGGUUAUUAACUUAUCAUGAAGAUGUUGGAUUAGUUAUUCCUUCAAAGAUUAUUCCACCACUCGAAAAUAUACUAUUUGACUUGGGAACUUUGGAUUUAUCCUCAAGUUUAGAACAACUAUGUCAGGAAUUAUCCACUACAAUCAUUGAGUGGAAUACAAAGAAAUUUUACAGUAAGAACAAUUCAGAAAUGCCUGACUAUCUUAAAGAGGUUUCUAAAUUAAAUAUGACAUCUGGCAGUUCCUAUGACUUUGUGAUGGAAAUAUUGAGUAAUCUUGGAAUUAGAUUGAACCUAUCUGAUAAUCCUUCUUUACAACUCUUAUUUUCUAACAUUAAGAAUAACGGUUCAUCUCCAAUGGUUUGGAUUACUGACAAGAAUGAAGAAGUUGUAUUUGAAACUCAUGCACAACUCGAUGAGUAUGUGAACAAUUUAUCCAAGUCAAGCAAUAAUACGAUAGCAAUGUAUAGAUCCUUGGAUUGGGAACUUUUGAAAUCAUAUGAUAGAGUUUUUUGGGCUAAACAUUUAACAACUAUUGAUAGUACAUUUGAUCCAAGCUUCAAUCAUGAAACUACAAUUAACUGCCCUUUCAAACAUCCUUAUCUAAUCUAACUUUAUAAUUUGUUUAUCAAAUUUACAAUUCCAGUAACGGUUCUCAUGUAAUGAUCAGGUAAAAAGUCAAUAAACAAGUGGAAACUAUG